GAAAACUUAGGUCACUCGGCGGUGAGUUGCGGUCCCUCCCGGUGGUCAGGUAGGCUGCUGAUAUUGCUCUGUCUGAGGUGAGACGGGGCAGGUUAUACCGUGGAGAAUAUACUGCCACACGCCCCCUUCUGACAGCUGAUCAGUGUCAAAGUAACAGUAAGCCACAUAAAGUCUUGCAUUUCGCUGAUGAGGCGUUAAAAAUGGCUCUGUGUGAGAAAGUGGCACUAGUCACCGGUGGAGCUCAAGGAAUCGGUAAAGCCGUGGCAGAAGCGCUACUGAAGAAUAACGUUAAGGUUGCAGUGGUGGACCAGAACCAUUUAGUUGGAGAGAAGUGCAAGAAAGAUUUCGAUCAAGAAUUUGGGACAGAGAACAGUAUUUUUAUCCAGUGUGAUGUGACACAACGAGAGAAACUUCGAGGUGCCUUUGAACGUACUGUGGAGCACUUUGGAAGACUGGAUAUUGUAAUUAACAAUGCUGGCAUCAACAAUGAAAAACACUGGGAAAAGACCAUUGAGGUCAAUUUGACGUCAGUCAUCCAGGGCACGUACCUGGCUUUGGAUCACAUGAGCAAGGAGCACGGCAAGGAAGGAGGCGUUAUUAUCAACGUCUCAUCCAUGGCAG
Sardina pilchardus (European sardine) is the source of this 621-nucleotide messenger RNA. RefSeq names its product 15-hydroxyprostaglandin dehydrogenase (gene hpgd). Gene Ontology annotation, cellular component: cytoplasm. The record is from RefSeq and is a predicted model, not a curated record. Gene Ontology annotation, molecular function: oxidoreductase activity, acting on the CH-OH group of donors, NAD or NADP as acceptor. NCBI's taxonomy places the organism in Eukaryota, Metazoa, Chordata, Actinopteri, Clupeiformes, Clupeidae.